Messenger RNA from Talpa occidentalis (Iberian mole), 740 nucleotides. RefSeq names its product transmembrane 4 L six family member 19 (gene TM4SF19). Bases 1 to 657 code for a protein of 218 amino acids. The transcript has 5 exons. NCBI's taxonomy places the organism in Eukaryota, Metazoa, Chordata, Mammalia, Eulipotyphla, Talpidae. The record is from RefSeq and is a predicted model, not a curated record. Gene Ontology annotation, cellular component: membrane.
AUGUCGGUCAUCUGUGAGGGGACAUUGCUGUCUCCUUGCAUGAUGGCCUGCUCACGGAUCUGCUCCCGAAUUCUGGGACUGAGCCUUGGGAUGACAGCCCUGUUUGCUGCUGCGGCCAACAUGGUGCUCCUCUUUCCUAACUGGGAUGUGACCUACCUGUUGAGGGGCCUCAUUGGCAAGCACGCAAUGCUGGGGUCUGGACUCUGGGGAGGCGGCCUCAUGGUACUCACUGCAGCCACUCUCAUCUCCUUGAUGGGCUGGAGAUAUGGCUGCUUUAGUAAGAGAGGACCAUGCCAAAGUAUGCUUAUUGCCAUGUUGUCAAGUGGCCUGGCUUUGCUUGGAGCCUUGAUUUGCUUUAUCACUUCUGGAGUAGCCCUAAAACAUGGUCCUUUUUGCAUGUUCCAUGAUGUCUCAUCCUUCAAUCAGACACAAGCUUGGAAAUACGGUUACCCAUUCAAAGACCUACCUAACAGGAAUUAUUUGUAUGAUCAUUCACUAUGGAACUCUGUCUGCCUGGAGCCUCCUAAAGCUGUCAUUUGGCACGUGUCCUUCUUCUCCUCCCUUCUGUGCAUCAGCUUCCUCCAGAUAUUCCUGGUGGUCAUUCUUUUCAUCAACAGCUUCCUGGGCCUUUUCUGCAGCCUCUGUGAGAAGUCAUAGGUAACACCCUCUUAUGCAUGGGUUUUUUCCUCAUAGGCUCCCUUGAAUCCUUCUGCAAGCAGUGGGUGUGAAUUAUAAACAAA